This is a messenger RNA of Mycotypha africana, 1587 nucleotides long. RefSeq lists its product as uncharacterized. Lineage: Eukaryota; Fungi; Mucoromycota; Mucoromycetes; Mucorales; Mycotyphaceae. Gene Ontology annotation, cellular component: endoplasmic reticulum membrane. The transcript has a single exon. Bases 40 to 1428 code for a protein of 462 amino acids. Gene Ontology annotation, biological process: unsaturated fatty acid biosynthetic process. The record is from RefSeq and is a predicted model, not a curated record. Gene Ontology annotation, molecular function: iron ion binding; stearoyl-CoA 9-desaturase activity.
UGUUGAUAUUAUCUCUUACAUUAAAUCAAAAAGAAAAAUAUGUCCAACACAAUAACAUUAGUGAGGGAGGAUAAGUUCCCUCCCUAUGCUUACACAGUAACUGAAGAUCGUAAGCCUCCCAGAGACUCACGCGAAAUGCCUCCAUUGUUUGAUAGCCCUACCACAUUGAAGAACUGGGUCGGUCGUGUCAAUUGGUUCCAAUCCAUCCUCUUGAUCUCAACACCUAUUCUUGCGGUUUAUUACGCUUGCACAACACCAUUACAAACCAAGACCUUGUACUGGUCUAUCUUUUUUUAUUUUGUUACUGGUCUGGGCAUCACCGCUGGUUACCAUCGUUACUGGGCCCACCGUUCUUAUGACUGUACGCCUUUCACUCAAUUCUUGUUAUGUCUAGCUGGUUCUGGUGCAUUCCAAGGCUCUAUUCAGUGGUGGUCUCGUGGCCAUCGUGCUCAUCAUCGUUGGACCGAUUCUGAUAAAGAUCCCUAUGCUGCUACUCGAGGCUUCUUUUAUUCUCACAUUGGCUGGAUGUUGAUCAAUCGUCCCAAGAACAGAAUCGGUUACGCCGAUACUGCUGAUCUCAAGGCAGAUCCUCUUGUUCGUUUCCAACACAAACAUUAUCUUGAAUUUGCUGUCUUUAUGGCUUUCAUUUUCCCUACCUUGGUCGCUGGUUUCGGUUGGGGAGACUGGAAGGGUGGCCUUAUCUACGCCGGUCUCUGUCGUCAAGUCGCUAUCCAUCAUGCCACUUUCUGCGUCAACAGUCUUGCUCACUACAUUGGCGACACCCCCUUCGAUGACUACAACACCCCCAAGGAUUCCUGGAUUACUGCUCUUGUCACCUGUGGUGAAGGUUAUCACAACUUCCAUCAUGAAUUCCCCCAAGAUUACCGUAACGCCAUCCGCUGGUACCAAUAUGAUCCUACCAAAUGGCUUAUUAAGGGCUUGAGUUUCUUGGGCAUGACCUACAACUUGAAGACUUUCUCCGCCAACGAAAUCAAAAAGGGUCAAAUUCAAAUGAUUGAAAAGAAAGUAGAUGAAAUGAAGACCACCCUCAGCUUUGGUAAAAAGCUGAGUGAAUUGCCAGUUUACACUUUGGAAGAAUUCCAAACCAAGGUCAACACAGAAGAUAAGAAGUGGAUUCUUUUGGACGGUAUCAUCUACGAUGUCGAAGGCUUUGACCACCCCGGUGGACCCAAGUAUCUCUUCACUGGCAUCGGCAAAGACAUGACCAAGUCUUUCAACGGCGGUAUCUACAACCAUUCUAACGGUGCCCGUAACCUGCUUUCUAGCAUGCGUUGUGGUGUCAUUAAGGGUGCUCUCAAUCCUUCUGCUGCCUUCUCCAAGACGGAAAGACCUUCAGCCCUUUGCUUGGACUAUGAUAAUACCCUCGAACCUGAAAAGAACAGAAGCGGAAAGGAAAAGUCUAUCUAAAGAAAUCAACCCCACCAUGCUCGCCUUUCUUUCCCCCCCCCCGCCCCCUCCCCGCCGUUAUUGUACGUACAGCCUCAAUGUACCUUGUAUAAAGAAUUUUUUUUUUUCAUACGUAGUUUUCUUUUUGAUUUUACUGUUCUUUAUUUUAUACAAAACAUA